CCGCCCUCGCCCUCACUCUCGCUCCCCCUCCUCCUCGCCGCGGCCGAGUUGGCCAUGGUAGACAUAUACCCCGGGCUCGUGCCUGGCGAGCGCGAGAGCGGCGUUGAAUGCAGCGCCGAGAGGGCGGAUGUCGUGGGGUGGUUGUGGGAUUUUGGCGGGGUAAUGGUGCGGGGGUGUGAGGGCUGAGAAGAGGGCGAGGGGGGUUGUGUGGUGGUGCUCGUUGAGGUGGUUGUGGAUUGCUUUUUUGUGGGUUGGAAGGAGGAGCGGGCGCGGAAGGCAGCGAGGAAGUUGGAGAGGAAGGGGCGAGGGGGGUGCUGGGUUGGGGAAGGCAUGGUGGGUGGUGAAGCCAGUUUGGAAGGUGUGAUGGUGGUUGGCCAGGUGAGGCCGGUAUGGGAAGGUGCGAAGGUGGCUGUGCUUGGUUUCGUUCUCGGUCGUGGCUUCCUUUCACAAGAGGGAAGGUCGUGGCUUCCUCUUAUGUCAGACCCGAUAAACGAGUCGUCCUUUCCGUUCAGCGCAGUAUGAGUUUGUGUCGGUGCUGUUCAACUUGUGGACGUCGGUGGAUUUUAACACCUACGCGCUCAAUACCGAUCAGCAGUCGGUCUCGUCGUCUUCAAAGCGUUGGCUGUGUGCUAUAUCGUCACCACACGGGGACUGAAUAGUCGCGCGGGGAAAAAUGGAUCGCGGGGUCGAGUUUGCGGGGAAAUGGGAAAUGGGAAAUGGGCGUCUUAUCUCGGGGGAUAGCGACGGGGGAUCUCGAUGUAUUUUAUGGAUGGUCGUCCCCCCUCUCUGGUUGACCGACAGGUCGCCCGCCUAGCCGCGGAAAGUUGGAUGAGUGAGCGACCGCGGUUGUGCCGUGUGAGUGACGUGAGGAGCGAUCUCCGUGGACAGUCGAGGGGUGGUGAUGGUGUUGUCGAAUCAGGAGGAGAGGAUUUGCAGGCAGCGCUCCGAGAUCUGCCGAGGGCGACGGGAUGGGAUUGUACUGUGCCCAGGAUGUUGGUUAAAGGAUCGGUGAUGUAACUCUUGGGGACAGACACUAAGAGUUAUAAGGGACGAGCUGCGGGUUUAUAGAAGUAAGAAGCUGGCGGAAGCAGUGACGGUGAUUGUGAAGAGAAGAGAUAACAGUUGUCGUGGUCUUGACGCUGGUUUUUCUCGUUAUCAGAUUCCUGUUAUGCCCGAUGCGAAAGUACUGUAACUUAGAGCAAGUACCUCUGGACUGGUUUUGUAUGAGAGGGUACAACGAACUGCCACUAUCUGUCUGAGAUAUUCAAUCAAGCAGCUGUUAUGACUUGUUUGGCACAACAUCAACACAGAAUGAACAGUAUAUGUGCAAUUAAAGACAAAAUGAAGUUGUACAUAUUUAAAUAUACCACACAAAACGAAGAAGACCAGCGAUCAAGACAGCAGCUCACACAUCACUCACGGAACAUCCCGGCUAUCCUCUUGUUUUCGGUCACGUGAUGUUUGCGAAUAACUCUGGGCAAAUCUACAAUUGACCAGAGCAAGCUCCGACUCGCACCAAACCCCCCAAUUGAAACCUCCACAUACGCCUCCGCGCAACCUAAUCGCAUACAAUGGCUGGGACUACCGCCCCGUGGGCGUCGCAGAAGGCGUACCGCACUUACCGCUCCGCUUAUGGCCCUAAGUACAAGAUCCAGCCAAACAUUGGCGGCUGGACCGUCAAGGCGACGACGAAGCUUGGCAUGACUCUUGCCGGCUUCGGCGCCUCCGCUGGCCUCUUCGCCCUCUUCUUCUUCGGCGAGGUGCCGAUUGUGCGCAAGGAUAUUCUCUCGAAGGUGCCUUUCAUCGGACAAAGGUUCAUCAGGGAGAUUCCGGCUUCGGACAACGUAUGUGAUGUCCCUGCUUGUGUGGUGGGUGAUAUGGGCACGACACGGAAUACUAACUAUGAGGUAGCCUUUCUAAUCGACCUGCUCGAUUCGAAUGGGGAUGUUGGUUGGGAUAGAAGAGGAGGAUGGGAGAAGGGAGAGGAGACGAGAGAGAUGUUUGGAAAGUGUAUAUUACGCGCUAUAUAA
Molecule: messenger RNA, 2030 nt
Organism: Pseudogymnoascus destructans
Lineage: Eukaryota; Fungi; Ascomycota; Leotiomycetes; Thelebolales; Thelebolaceae
Exons: 5
Coding region: 1572-2030 (152 amino acids)
Biological process (GO): mitochondrial electron transport, ubiquinol to cytochrome c
Source: RefSeq, a predicted model, not a curated record